AUGGAGAAUAAUUUUGGCCUUCGUCAAGAGAUUGCUGCCAUGAGACAAUCAUUCUUCAAUGAUGGAAUUUUGAGUGAACAAUUUGUCCAAGUUGAGCAAUUAGGUGAUGAUGAUCCACAUUUUCUGGAGAGGCUUCUCACUGUUUACUUCAGGGAAUCAACCCAGUCUAUAGCUGCUUUAGAAAAUGCACUAGAGCUACCUUCCUGCAAUCUCAGAACACUGGAAAGGCCCUUUCAUAAGUUCAAGGGGGCUAGUGCCAGCAUUGGUGCCGUCAAAGUGACCAGGGAAAUAGAUCUCGCAAUUCAAGCUUGCAGAGACGAUGAUGUGGACGGGGCUAAGGCUGCUGUGGAACGGAUAAAUAAUGAAUAUGUCAUCUUACGUCGUAGACUCGGGGAUUACUUCCAGAUAAUGCGACAAGUUGGGCCAUAUGAGAGAGCUGUUCGUCCAAGAUAAAUUCAAGAAGUUUAACUUACUAUACACAUGGAGGAAAAUAAA
Molecule: messenger RNA, 495 nt
Organism: Benincasa hispida (wax gourd)
Lineage: Eukaryota; Viridiplantae; Streptophyta; Magnoliopsida; Cucurbitales; Cucurbitaceae
Product: pseudo histidine-containing phosphotransfer protein 2-like
Biological process (GO): phosphorylation; phosphorelay signal transduction system; cytokinin-activated signaling pathway
Cellular component (GO): cytoplasm; nucleus
Molecular function (GO): protein histidine kinase binding; histidine phosphotransfer kinase activity
Source: RefSeq, a predicted model, not a curated record